AUGGCUUUAAUCGAUGGACAGCUGGAGGCUACUCAGUUGCCGUUUGCCUCACCUUCCUAUUCACAGAUCUACAAACACGCCUUCAUCGACUAUCCCUCAACACCAUUGACAAACCCUUGCUGCUGCACCUCAGCCGUAAAAAACUCCUCAGGAGGCCGACCAAAAUCCCACCUGCUGCCCCAAUUCAAGUCCUCCUCCAACACAACUCAAAACCCUAGCCACCGCUGCCCCAGUCUGAGCCCUCCUCCAGCACAACCGCAAGCUGCAACUCUCCGGCAAGACUCCCCACGUUGUGGUCAUCACCUCAGGAAAAGGCGGAAAGACCACUACCACUGCCAACAUUGGCAUCUCCCUCGACCUGCUCCUUUGUGGUCGCCAUUGACGCCAACGUCGGCCUCCGCAACCUCGACCUGCUCAUCCGCCUCGAGAACCGCAUCAAAUAAACAGUCGUCGAGGUCCUCAAUGGCGAUGAGCUAA
Striga asiatica is the source of this 477-nucleotide messenger RNA. NCBI's taxonomy places the organism in Eukaryota, Viridiplantae, Streptophyta, Magnoliopsida, Lamiales, Orobanchaceae. The record is from the annotation of a GenBank genome assembly.